Messenger RNA from Penicillium roqueforti, 525 nucleotides. RefSeq lists its product as uncharacterized. The record is from RefSeq and is a predicted model, not a curated record. NCBI's taxonomy places the organism in Eukaryota, Fungi, Ascomycota, Eurotiomycetes, Eurotiales, Aspergillaceae. The transcript is spliced from 2 exons. The coding region runs from base 1 to 525 and encodes 174 amino acids.
AUGACGACUGAACGUGGCAAACCCCAGUUUGUCAGGUAUCUAUUAACCUGGAUGUGGAGGGCAUUCGACCCCCACCCGCAGCAGCUCGACAAGGGAAAAGAACGUGGCCCGAGAUCGCUCCCCCUUGAGGAUCGCGAAUGUGAUGACCUUAGCCCCGAUGUCUAUGAUUCUACUGGUAUUCCCUCUCUCCGUCCGCGAAUCGUCCCUCGAUCGAUUCGCUGGGGACCGCGACACGCUAACUUCCGCUCGCGCCGGGACGAUACUAGAUCAUUGACGAGUCAAAAUCCAUCACGGGCUAGGUCACACAUGGAUACGGCCACGGGACAAGAGCUUGCUGGGACGUUGCAGGCAGAGGUGUGCGACGAAAUAGUAGCGGUGCAAGAAGCACCAGCUACUACCCCCACUAUCGCUCCCCAGCAAGUGGAGAUCAAUGACCUUAGCCCCGACGUUGAUGAUUCCCCCAGCAUUCCUUCUAUCCCGAAUCGUCCCUCGAUCGAUUCGCCGAGGAUGGUCACGAUACACUAG